GAGGUCCGGUAACGCCCGAUACGAUAUUUUCACGUACCGGAAACAAUGUACAUACAAAGAUUAUUUUAACACUUACAUAUAAAAUAAUGAUACUUUUAAUUAAUGUGCACUUUAAAUAACAUAAAAAUAAUGAAAUGAAAAUUAUAUAGAUUAUAGUAAUGGCAGUUUGUCGCACAAUCAGAACAAAACUUGGUGUUUCAAAAUUUUUAUUGCAAUCACAGGAUGGCAACGAGCCCUGUACAGCAUUUUUAUAUACUGAUAAUAGUAUUGAAGUACAUUCCUUGAAAAAAGAUUUUGCUCCCUUAUACUUAGAAGAAAAUACAAAAGUUAAUAUCAUUAAUAAAGACGAUAUUGGAAUGCUACUUGCUGCAAGCACCCUUGAUAAAGCAACAGAAGAACUUUUUCUGCAUUUUUGGGAUUUAAACAGUUCAUCAUAUUUUCAACCAAAGGAAAUUCAAAUAGAAAGUAGCAAAACAACAAAGUAUUUAUUAUUGCAUAGCUUGGAAGAAAAAAUAGAAAAUUACAUAUUUGUUUCAUUUGAGAAUUUCUUAUGUAUUAUAGUAAACAGCAAGCAUUUGUAUCUAUUAAGUAUUGCAAAGUUUGAUCCAAAUUUGUUACAAAUCAAUUGUAAAAGUUUUUUAAAUUUUUUAUCUGCAAUAACAAAUGCUGUUUUUUUAACUCAAAAUAAAGAUAUUUAUUUAUGUUUAUCUGAAGGUGCAAAUAUUCAUGUUUUUCUUGUUGAGACAGAUCUAGUAUCUAUCAGUGUUACGCUUAUUCCAAUGAAACAUUCCCAUGGGAUUUGUAUUGUGGCAUUACAUAAGUUAACUUGUUCAAAGUGCUUAGUUAUUGAUAAUAUUGGACAUUUGUAUUUGUUUUGCUUACCUAAUGAAGUUUACUCUCUAAAGUUUCCGUGCUCUAUUGGGGGCCAUAGCAUAUUUGCAACUGUAGCUUAUGAACAAUCUACUGAUGGUAUUCUUGCCCUAUGCAGUGGCGAACACACUGUCAAUUUGUACUCUCUUGCUGAUUUGUUUGAUAGUAUUGAAAAUGAAGUUUUAGGAUAUAUUAAACCUUACCGUGUUUUGUGCAGUCAAUUUCCAAUAAAUUCAAUAACAUUUAUACAAAGUGACCAGAUUGCAAUGGCUUCUUCUGUUAAUCAAUCAAUUUCAUUUUGGGGUGGUUUUUUAAGCUAAUAUUUUUUUCAAAAUAAUAAAUUAUUAUAAAUAUGUGUGUUGAAUUCUAAGAUAUUGUUUAUCUUUAA
Messenger RNA from Hydra vulgaris (swiftwater hydra), 1258 nucleotides. RefSeq lists its product as uncharacterized. The record is from RefSeq and is a predicted model, not a curated record. NCBI's taxonomy places the organism in Eukaryota, Metazoa, Cnidaria, Hydrozoa, Anthoathecata, Hydridae. Gene Ontology annotation, molecular function: protein binding.